Molecule: messenger RNA, 942 nt
Organism: Pyrenophora tritici-repentis Pt-1C-BFP
Lineage: Eukaryota; Fungi; Ascomycota; Dothideomycetes; Pleosporales; Pleosporaceae
Source: RefSeq, a predicted model, not a curated record
AUGGCCCUUCAGAGUGCGGCAGAUGUGCCGCUUCUCAUCACGUCCCCGAACUCAUCCUCGGAACGCCGUAUUUCUCCGUCGUGGUCCAUUGCCCAGCUAAAGGCACGACUCGAGCCCAUUACCGGUGUCCCCGCAAGCUGCCAACAGCUAUCAUUACGCGUUGGAUCCCAAGAUGCCGUCGCCAUCUCCGCUGUAGAUGAAAAGCAGACGCGCCUUGCUGCGUUUCCGCUGCAGCCGUAUGCGGAGAUGACCGUUGUUGACACGCGUCCCUCCGCUGCACGAACGGACUUUACUGAUCUGUCAUCCGUCACAAAGUAUGAGAUGCCCGCCGCCGAGUACGAGCAUCGGUCCGAUAGCGUUCUCGCUUGGAAGAAAGCACAGAAGCUUGGCCGGUUCGACCCAGAUGCCCCUAGCAUCGAGCAGCAGAAGAUCCGCGCCUCUGAGCGUGAAGUAGAAGAACGAGCGAAUUGCCCCUUCCAGCAUGCUGCAGCUGAUCCUUGGCACCCGUGGAUCCAGACCUCCAUGGCCAGUACAAUGGCGUCUGACGUUUCGUCUCAAAUCGGUCUACCGUAUUUAAAACAAAUAGACAACUUCGUACUGAUGGCAGCGGGUGGCGCGGCCCGCCUGACCAGUAGCUCGAGGCUUCUAUGGUGCGAGCCAUCCGCCUGUCUAGCGCUCCACGGGCGCGUCCGCCUGUUGCCCGAAACUGACGCACGUCGCGGCACGAUAUCCUACAUCGGUCUCGUCCCAGAGAUUCCCGGAAUUGGUGUCUGGAUCGGCGUCACCUUGGAUGAACCGACAGGCAAGAAUGACGGCUCAAUCAAGGGUAAGCGAUACUUUGAGUGUGGGAAGAACUGCGGUGCCUUUGUGCGACCUGAGCGAUGCGAGGCUGGUGACUUCCCUCCCCUGGAUAUGGGCGAUGAGGAUCUGGAGGAACUGUAG